AGCUAGAAUACACACCACACCUGAGUUUCUGUUUCAAUGAACACGCCUGUUGGGGUUUUGCGUUGAUGGAUUUCUUCAAGUGGAUCCGGCUGAAACAUCAAGACUUUGUCUUCCUGAAGGGAAAAGCAAACUAACUCAAGCAGAACACCCAUUUUCUUGAUCAAACACGGACGUUGUACAGCCAUGGUCUUCGUGGAUUUGAAGUCCAUCACCCAGCCGGUGGGGAUCAUCCGAAUUAUGGCGGUCAUCAUCACCUGUUUGUGCUUCAGCCUGGUGGCUUCAGCAAAACCAGAGAACUCUCCAUACUGGGCCUGGUGCAUGUUCACCUGGUGCUUCUGUUGUUUCUUCACGCUCCUCAUCAUCAUCCUGGAGUUCACCACGGUCAGCUCCAAAAUGCUUUUUGACUGGAAUGACUUCACUGCUGCUUUUGCAAUACUGGCAAGCCUGAUCUGUCUGUCAGCCUCCAUCAUAUACCCCAUAUUCUUCACCUGCAACACCUGCCACCGGCAGGCCGGAGCGUCUGCCGUCUCCUGGGUUUGUUUUGGUGUUUAUGUGGGUGAGGUUGUCUUGACCUACCUGCGCCCACAUGGGCAGACUCGUGGUUUCCUCUCCACGUUGCCCGGCAUCAUGAAAAUGCUGGAGAGCUUCCUCGCCUGCCUCAUCUUCAUGUCCCUGGAAAAAGGCCAGUACCACAAAUCCCCAGAGCUGCAGUGGUGUGUCGCUGUCUACGCCCUGUGUUUCACCUUCACCAUCAUCCUCAUCCUGCUCACCCUGGGAGAUCUCACCUCUUACUUUCCAUUCUCUUUUGACAUCACUGUGAUUGUCUUUAACGUCCUGGCUACAGCGAUGUAUCUGACUGCUUUGGUUCUGUGGCCGCUGUACAGCUUACACAACCAUGGAAGACCUAGUAGCUGUGGGAGAGUCUGUAGCUGGGAUAAACUGGUCCUGAUCACCAUCAUUACAAUCUUCAACUUCAUUAUUUACACCAUGGACACAGUCUACUCUGUAAUAAUGGUUUUCUCUGGCAGGAAUCAGUGAGCUGCUGGUUCACAAGACCAGGACUAUAAUUAUUGAGAACUGUUGCUUGCAUUCUUUUUUUUAAAGACAAAGUUCUCAGACUUUGUUGCUGUAAACCGAAUAAAUAUUAACUCCAUUGUGUAAAUACCGUUUAAGUGGUUAAACAUUAGAAAUGCCAUAAAGGUGAUCAAUAGUUGAGUGGAACUUUGGAUCCAUCACACUGGAAUAAAACAAUGCAGGUGGGGUUUAUUACAGCUAAUUCAUGAGGCAGGUUAAUGUUUAGCUUCUCUUUACAUCAGUUACUCUCCUGAAAUUUACUGCUUGAUUAUUUUAAUAGAAUUUCAUUAUAAUAAACAAAAAAAGACCAUCAUCAAGACCAGUUUAUAGAGGUUCAAUGAAAAUGUGAAAAGAAAAUCUACUGAUUAAUCCAGGAAAUAGUCAGAUCUCAAAAGUCUUCCUCCUUGUAGACAGCGUUUACUAUGAGCACAGCCAAAUGAAUGACAGAAAGAAAGAAAGAAAGAAAGAAAGAAAGAAAGAAAAUUAAUAAUGAUGGAAGAAGGGAUUAAUGGACAGAGGAAUGAACGGGGAGCAUUAUAAGUAAAAAAGUAGAUUGAAAGAAAAUAAGGAAAGAAGGGGGGUGGAGGUGGGGAGGGAGGAAGGAAUGAAGUAAAGAAAACUGGACAAUGAAUGAAACACAAGACGACAAUCUGGACUGCAGAGAGAAAAUAAAAGAGAAUGGAACAAGGUCUGACCAUAAAAUCAGUCUAAAUCAGUUUAAAUUGAGACCUGAAAACGUAUCAACAGCUGGCUCAUUCUUCUCGCAGAUCGGAGGCAGUAGGCGUAAUUUCAGCGUAAUUUCAGUCCGUAGUGUUGCCUCCGUCCCAGUCUGAUUGCUGGAGAGAAGGUCCAAGAAAAAGAGUCGCCUCAGCACCGAACACGCAAAUCUGACCUGUGUGUGAAACCAAAUUCCGGUGCUGUUCGGUAACUUUUGGGGCCGUGCCUAUGCUAAUGUGUUAGUCUGGAAGAAAAACUCCUGAUGUAACCAACUGGGAGGAUUAGAUCCCUUUAUUUUUAUUCUUCCGUGGACAUAGGCGUCAUUUUAACCGGGGACGCCGGGGACAUGUCCCCGGCAAAAUUUGUGAUUGGCUAGCACUUUCAAAAAAGCCUGCUGACAUUUGUCCCUCAUUCUCCUCCACCUUUAAACCCACAUUUUGUUGUUUCCGUCCACGAAUAAAACGCUUGAUGUGCAUCUUUUAUUCCUCCAGUCGCGGGUGAAUAAAACAUUCUUUUUUUCCGCGAGGUAUUCUUCAACCUGCUCUGUGUCUAGGGAUGGGUACCUUUGACAUUUGAAUUGAUCCGGUACUAAUUCCCGGUAUCUAGGAAUCGAUACCGGUACUUAACGGUACCAAUUUUUGAUACUUAUGAGUGUUUAAUAUUUUUAAUUCUCUUUUAUAAUUAAAUAUAUAUUUUUCUCAAUAUAUAACCAUAUUUGAUAAAUAUCACGAUAAACAACAUACAACUGUUUGUAUUUUAACAUCGUCCUUGUAGUUUUAUAAGCUGAUGAUUAAACUGAAGCAAACAUCUUUACUGUGAACUAAAUUUACUGUGUAUCUUCAUUCCUUUUGCCGUCCUUUUUCUUUGAUUUUUCCUACUGGGAAGUUAGAAUUUCCGAGGAGAAAGCGAACGCACCAUUAGCUUACAACAAUGGUGGCAAUGGAAGCUAAUUUAUCAAGCUAACGUUAUCUUAAACAGUUUAUUUAGCUGCUGGAGCAGAUUAAAACGACGAUGCCUCACACUUAUAUCGUUGUCACUGGUUUCAUCUUCACCCAAUCAUCCGUUACAUUUAGUAAAGUGACGCCAAACUUUAGAGCGCGUUCAUGUUCUUCUAGUCGGAAAUUCGGAGUUCCAAGGAGAAAGUGAACGCACCAUUAGUGGAACGGAAGCUAACAAAUCAAGCUAACAUUAUCUUAAACAUUUCAUUUACCUACCAGAGCAGAUUAAGAUGAGAAUGUCUCACUUAGAUUGUUGUCGCUGGUUUCAUCAUCACCCAGUUACCCAUCACAUUUAGUGAAGUGGACCCAAGCUUUAGCGUGCGUUCUUUCUACCAUGCUGCUCUGUUUACAACUUGCAGGGACCGACAACGCUCUUGCGCAGCUGUCUAGGCAAGUUCUUGUUAUGAAGGACAGGUACCGAAACGAGGCACCAUUUCAAAUGGCGUGAAUCGGUGUUCAGUCAGUACUAUGGAAUUCGGUCGGUACCUUCAAAAGUACCGAAUUCGGUACUCAUCGCUACUAAUUCUUAGGGUUGGGCAUUGAGAAUCGAGCAUCGAUUGGAACCGGUUCCAACUGUUCAUUUUUCCUGGAAUCGCUCAACGUUUUUUAUUUCGAUUCCUAGUGUAAAAUAAACAUGAUCUGCAAAUUGUGAUCAAGGCUUUUCAGAGCUGAUCACACCAGCUGUCUGUCUGCAGCACUGAGUCCUCCCUCCCCCCACCCGGCAUGCAGCGGCCAGAUAUAAACAAACGCCUGCCGAACUUUUACUCCGUAAUAUAAACUUUAACUCCUGCAGCGUAGAGGAAACUUGUUAAAAUACGUCAACACGGUAGAUUUAAUAGAAGCUUUAAAGAACAAACUGGACGGUGUGAGGUGAGUUUGUCUUACUACAGAAAUAAAAACACACGUGUGUCACGUUAAGGGGAUGGUUAGGACCCAAAUAUGCAGAUACCCAGGAGGACACGAGGCAGGAGUAGAUAUAAAGAAAAAUAUACUUUUAUUUGAGGAUGAACAAAAUAAAUCCAAAGGCAGCGAGCCUAAAGUCCAAAACUCCAAAGCAGGAGAAACAAAGCUCACCAAGAGCACAAACUGGGAUGAGACAAAAAACUCACACAGAGCACGAACAAACGCUGAUAGAAUACAAACAAUGGACCGACGAGACACUGAGACAGGACAGGGCUUAAAUACACAGGGUGGAUGAGAGGGAGAUGAGCUGCAGGUGUGUGGGGUGUGGGAGGAAGACCAGGUGAAGGCAAUGACUAAUCAGGGGAGAAACUAACUUGACCUAAGAAUAAAACCUAAUACAAAAGAGCAGGAAACAUAACUACAAUUCAAAGGGAGGGGGGAGAAAAAUAAUAAACACUGAUGGGAAAAACAUACUAAAUCAUGAAAGGCUGUAACUAAAGGAAAUGACUUGAGCAACCUAGAGGGCUGGAGAUCUAGGGGCAAAUGGGGAAAACCAGAAGACACAUGAGGAAGACGCAGACAUGACACAUGAGGGCGCUAGGACACAGAAGGGAAUCUAGAGAGGAUGGAGAAACACCAGGAGGCACAUGAAGGAAGGGGCAGACGCAGACCAUGACAAUGUGAGCGUCAGCAGGCUGAACAAUAACCUGUAGAAUAAUUAAAGUCAUCAUGCUAGAGCAGCUUCUCUGUGGUGGACCACACCAGCUUCUGCCACAAUAAAUAAUUAGAUUAACAAUAAAUAACAUUUUAAUUUCCUUUCUGAACUAUUUCUGCUGAGAGUUUUAAUGUUUAAAAUCUGUUAGAUUGUUACUGACAGCAGCUAUGUUUAAGUUUCACUUCCUGUUCUGACUGAAUGCUGCUGCAGCAUGGAGGUGUAGUUCUCAGUCAUCCUGGACAUGAUCAUCCUGAGAGUUUUAGCUGGAAACAGCUGGAUGUUUCUGGACAUGUUGGAGACAUUUAGCCUCUCAUCCCAGAGGCUUCUUCCAGACGUUGGUUGUGGUCAGAAACAAACACACUGGUUGUGCUGCAAGUCUUUUUCGUUUUUUCUCCAAAACAUGUUUUUGUCUAAAUGAAGGUGAUGUUAUUGUUCAUAGAAUUAAA
Molecule: messenger RNA, 4853 nt
Organism: Nothobranchius furzeri (turquoise killifish)
Lineage: Eukaryota; Metazoa; Chordata; Actinopteri; Cyprinodontiformes; Nothobranchiidae
Product: myeloid-associated differentiation marker
Cellular component (GO): membrane
Source: RefSeq, a predicted model, not a curated record